This is a messenger RNA of Colletotrichum phormii, 2064 nucleotides long. RefSeq lists its product as uncharacterized. The record is from RefSeq and is a predicted model, not a curated record. The transcript has 2 exons. Bases 1 to 2064 code for a protein of 687 amino acids. Lineage: Eukaryota; Fungi; Ascomycota; Sordariomycetes; Glomerellales; Glomerellaceae.
AUGGCGCCCCUGAAAACUGCCCAGCUACAGAAGGGUCGCGGGCUCGACUUGGCCAAGCCCUUCGACAAAGACACUCGAAGGAUCUUGGAAAUGACCGUCGAUGAUCUAAUCCGCAAGAGAGGCCAAGUAGACAGCAAGAUGACGAUGGCCUUGGAGCGCCACGGUCAAUCCAGCGAUGUCCAGUAUCAGCAAGAUUCUCUACUUCAGCUCUCACUCCGCGAGAAGGCCAGAGAGAAAAGGUUCAUCCGCCGUCAAACCAAAGUUCUGGAUGAGAGACAGAAGUUGCUGGACGUGGAUCCCUCGGGCGCCAGAGCCCGCGAUGUCGACCUACUCAAGAGCCUCCUGUCAAGAUUGAGAGACGAACCCAGCACCUCAAGCGAGGCACUCAAGCACCAAUCGAAAGACGGCGACCUUUCUUCCGUUGAUUGGGACACCGAAGAUUCUGAAGACGAGAACGACGAUAACCACAACGCUCUCGAUGAUGAUCUGAGUGCUAGUCCUCUUGUGCCGAACGCUAACGAAAAGCGAAAGCGCGACGAUGAUAACCCUCAGUCUUCCAAGAAGUUGAAGAACGGACAUGGUGGCAAGGAUACCCAGGCACAGGGAGAAAAAGGUCAGCAUGACAGUGAUAGCAAGCGGAAGAAGAAGCACAAAAAGUCCAAGAGCAUCUCAUUCGAUGAGACGAAGACCGAGAAGGAAGACGAUGCCCCGAAGACCAGUUCAGGCAGCAUCACACCCAAGGACGUCGAGCAUGCCGAAAACACUAGCUAUGGUGCUGAUCUCGCAAAGGGACAGAAGAAAAAGAAAAAGUCCAAGUCGGCCACAGCUCACCUUAUCGAGCAUGGAGACGAAGCUGACGUCGGUGAGACUUCAUUCAGUCACCAGAAGUCCGAGGCCCAGAAUCAUGCAUCUUCUCCGUUCACUGAGGUCAAGGCAGGGAAGGAUAAGAAGAAGCACAAGAAAUCUCGUUCCAAUGCUGCCGCUGAUAUCGGCAAAGAGGAGCAAGACCACAGUCCCGAGGAUGUCCCCACUCCUGAACUUUUCCAGGAGAAGGACACGCCUGUGCUCACUCACGGGGCCAAGAAUGACAAGAGAAAGAAGAAGCAGAAGAAGAUCAAGCAUGCAGAGUUCGCCCAUACUGUUACAGUCAUCGACGACGUCAAGGGACACGAGCAGCUCAAAGUGGCUGAAGCUAGCCCCGGAAGUGAGGGCACCAAGGACUCCGCGGCCUUCGCGAAAUACAACAAAUCCAAGAAGGAGAGGCGUAUCUCGGACAACACUAUCAUCAAGGAGAGUCAGGCCAAUGCUGAGCCAGACAAAUCGGUCCACGAUGCAACGGUCGCUGAGCCUACGAUCAUCGAGGGUAAGAAGAAAAAGAAAUUGCGAAGCAAGUCGCUCUCAAUCGCCGAGAAGGAUGACCAGGCCGCCAUGCCUGACAGGACCAAGGAUACCAAGUCCUCCAUCGAUGGUCCCCAGAAGGUGGCGUCGUCUCCCGGUACAGCUUUGAAGGGGCCUACUCGCAUCCAUCCAGCCACUCCGGACAAUCGGGGAUCUUUCGUUCGCACAGCUGGCCAUACGCCUUACAACCCCUUCUUGAGCUUUAAGCCACAUAGUGUUCAGCAUCCUGGGCCUAGCUUCGUUCCUGAGAAGUCGCCGAAAUCUGCGGGUGGCCAGGUCUGGGUUCUUGACACUACUGGAUCGCGCAAGAAGCAGAACAAGAGCCUUGAAGACGACACGAAGAGUGUGACCAUGACCAUUGGCAAGGUUGAUACUCCGCACAAGGUUGAUCAGGGCUCCCCGACGCCCCCUUCCAAGAAGGACCAGAAGAAGAGAGGAAGACCCAAGAAGGCCAAGGAGCCUCUCGUUCCUGUGAGCCCUCACCGUGCGGGUCCCGCUGCCCAGACGGCAACUCCACGUGCUCGUGCCUCCAGCGAUCUUGCUGCACUUCUGGGCAGCCCCAAGCGAGCCAAGAAGCUUCAGAAGGUGCUCAAGGAGGAUAGGGCAAUGCUCGAGCAAGAGAAGAAGAGCUGGUACGAGGCAGUGGGCUUGGAGUACAAGGACUGA